Molecule: messenger RNA, 2550 nt
Organism: Colias croceus (clouded yellow)
Lineage: Eukaryota; Metazoa; Arthropoda; Insecta; Lepidoptera; Pieridae
Exons: 11
Coding region: 39-2549 (836 amino acids)
Source: RefSeq, a predicted model, not a curated record
AAUAAGAUGAAAAUAUUUAUCCUCAAUGAAACAUACAGAUGGAUACAGAGACAUAUAAAACUUUAUUACAUAGUUUAAAGUCAUCUCUAUGUAAGGACAAGAAACUAAUAUCAGUCAAAUACUUUAAUGAGGUAUUACGUGACUGCGAGACAUGCAUUUAUCAGUGCUUAAAUGCCAUAGCAAGUGCAUUAGAGGACACCAAUUUGGAAAUCUUAGGAUUAUGUGAGCACAUAGAAGAUGCAGUGUGUCUACUCCAAAUGCUAUCAAGCUAUAUAAUAAAUGUAAUAGAGUCUUUUGCAUUGGCUUGCUGUAGUAUGAAGACAUAUCCAACCAUCACAGGAAAUAUUAUUUUGUCAGUGUUUACUCACUGCAAGGACAGUGAAUGUUUGUAUGGAGUGUAUAUAAGUAAGGUGGAAAAACAGUUAAAAGACUUGUUCCGAACUUGCCAUGAACUGCAACUAACAUAUCUGAUGUCAAUGGAGAAACACUAUACAUUUGAUUUAAGUGAAACAUAUCAAUUGGAUAUCCUAUUAGAAGCUUUAGAUAUAAAUCUAAAAAUUGGUGAUGUAGCACAAACACUGGAUGUAAAAACUAUGGCAGAGCAGUGGAAAGCCUAUACUGCAAUAUGUGAAAAGUAUUCUAAAUAUUUGUUAGACAAGGACAUUUAUAAUAAGUGUACAAAGCUCUUCAUUGAAAUGAUAAGAAACAAUAUGAAAACAGGUUUAGAGGUGAAUGAUGAUAAGGCUAUAUUGAGAUCUGUAAAAGUUGCAAGUUUUGGGAUUAGAAUAUUAUCGAAGUUAUGUAAUAUAUUCAAGAAUGCGACAUGUAAUGAUCAUGAAGGCAUACUGGAUAUAUUAAUUUAUUUGUUUACCUUCAACACUUCAUAUUUGGAUUUAAAACAAAAAUCAAAACUUUCAAGACAAGUAGAAUCAAAUAUUAUACUUUCAUUGGAAGUACUUCUCAACCAGCUUGUAAAUGACACUAAAUUUCUUUAUUGUAUCUGUAACAUUAAUGAUAGCAAAUUACAAGGGGAUGCAUUCUUUGGAUAUGUUUUACUACUUGCGGCAAUAAUGACGAAGCUUUUGAAUAUAAAUAAUAUGGAAGUUGGAGAUAUAAAAAUACGAAUAUUGAAACAUUUGUUUUCAUUACUACCUUCAGGUCACACAUGGUUUAACAUGGGUUUAAAGUUAAAAUUGGCGAGAGGAACCGAAGAUCAAACAUACAGUUUAUUUGCUUACUUGUUAACAGUCACAGUGGCUUUUGCUAAAACAUUAAAUUCUGAAGAAUUUGCUCACUUAGAGCGCAUUAUUUUUGAGGCUUUGUUAAAUACAGAUUGUUAUAGCGCUGUUUUCGCGGCAAACUUGUGGGAGCUGUUAUUAAGAUCAUGUGAUCCAAGAUUACUUUCCAACACACUCAUGUCUUUAGUAAAAGUGUAUCAAAAACUAGGAAACAUCAAAUCGUUCCAUAGUUCUCCACAAAAAAUAUAUAUCCUAUAUACAUUAAGAAGACUGUUUCAACAAUGUUCACAGCAGGAUAAAUUGUUAAUAUAUAAGCAGUAUAAUAUACUGGAUAAACAAAAUGUGUGGAUUGGUUUAAAAAUAUCAAAUUUGCCGUCAAAUGUGCAGUAUAUUGCAGAACAAUUAGUUUUCGUUAAGUUACAAAAAAUGGUCAAUGGUUUGAGAGUAGAUGAUGAUGAAGACAUUGAUUGUAUGAUUCAACUCAUCAAUUUGGUGGCAACUUGUAAAAAUAAUGACAACAAUAUUAUGGAUUUAUUAGAUAAAAUGUGGGGAAAAGCUUGUCCUAAAUGUAACUAUGAUAAUAAAGAAUUUGAUCAGAGCUCUACUUGGUAUUUUAGAUUUAUUGAAGCAAUAAUUAUUCUAACUGAAUCUUUAAGAGAGAGAAUACCGAAACAUGUAAAAAUUAAGAUUCUCCAUAUAAUUUCAAGGAUAGUACAAUCAGAAAACCUGGAUCUCAUCUAUCUUUCAUUUCCAACAUUUUGUGCUUUAUAUGAUCAUCACUUGGAUAUACAAUCUGAUAUCUUGCAUGAUGUUUUCGAAAAAGUGCUUAUUAAUGCAGAUUUUGCAUUACGACAAUACGUAUUUAAUGUUAUUAAAAAUAGUCCUUUAUCAAAGGAAUUUAAUAACAUUGUGCAGCAAGAUUCAUUACAAGAUGUAUUGACUGAAUUUAAUGAGUAUAAAAACACUCAAAAUGAUAUAAAAAUGCUGAAAAAUCAAUUUGAAAAUGUAGAGAGAAAUGUUUAUACUCAUAAGUGUUUGAAAUCACAAGUAUGCAAUUCAGUUUCGGAGCGAAGUCAAAGUAAAAGUAAUUUUGAUUUGGCCGAUAUCGAUUCACUUUUUGAUAACGAUAGCGACAACGAGCCUAGUUCUAAACGAGUUAAAUUCAAUGUGAAUGAAAUUGAAGAUCUAAUAUUGAGAAUAGAAGAAGAAUCAACUUUACUGUGCGACCUCAAGGAAAAUAUUUUAAGUGCAGAACAUAAAAGAAGGUUAUCGAAUGUCUGUGUAAAGCUUAGAAAUAUAAUUGAACAUUGAA